Molecule: messenger RNA, 1576 nt
Organism: Neoarius graeffei (lesser salmon catfish)
Lineage: Eukaryota; Metazoa; Chordata; Actinopteri; Siluriformes; Ariidae
Gene: abhd13
Product: abhydrolase domain containing 13
Exons: 2
Coding region: 181-1194 (337 amino acids)
Cellular component (GO): membrane
Molecular function (GO): palmitoyl-(protein) hydrolase activity
Source: RefSeq, a predicted model, not a curated record
CGAAAAAGCGGUCUGACUGGUGUGCUAAUCAGUAACAGAGCCUGUGUGGAAUGGAUAAACGUGUGCAUUUAGCACACGAACGAAGCCAUUUUAUUUACUGUUUGAAGAUGUGCCUUUGAAGCGUGUAACAGAUAUUGCCUGUAGAGUCAGAUUGGAGCGUCUCCUUUCAGACGGCUUGUCAUGGAGAAGUCAUGGAGGUUUUGGGGAAUCCUGAAGCGAUGUCUGCUGACUGUGGGCUCCUGGGUUUGGGGAGUUUGUCGCAUCUCGCUGCUGGCUCUUAUCCUUACCUUCCACCUUUAUGGAGGCAUCUUGUUGCUGUGUCUCAUCCUGGCCUCUGUAGCUGGGAUCCUGUACAAGUUCCAGGAUGUGCUGCUGUACUUCCCUGACCAGCCUUCCUCCUCACGCCUUUAUGUUCCCAUGCCUACUGGAAUUCCAAAUGAGAGUGUCUAUAUACGCACUAAAGAUGGGGUGCGGCUCAACCUGAUUUUGCUGCGCUACACGGGUGAAAAUCCUGCCCUAGUACCCACCAUUUUGUAUUUUCAUGGCAAUGCAGGGAACAUCGGACACCGUGUGCCCAACGCGCUGCUCAUGCUUGUUAACCUAAAAGCUAACGUGGUUCUGGUAGACUACAGAGGUUAUGGAAAAAGUGAUGGUGAACCAAGUGAAGAGGGCCUUUAUCAGGAUGCUGAGGCCACACUGGACUACGUCAUGUCACGGUCUGACAUCGACAAGACUAAAAUCGUGUUGUUUGGCCGCUCUCUGGGGGGCGCCGUGGCCAUCAGGUUGGCGUCAGUCAACCCCCACCGCGUGGCAGCUAUAAUGGUGGAGAACACGUUCUUGAGCAUCCCACACAUGGCGUCCACGCUCUUUUCCUUCUUCCCCAUGCGCUACCUGCCCCUUUGGUGCUAUAAGAACAAAUUUCUUUCUUACAGGUACGUGACGCUGUGCCGCAUGCCCUCCCUUUUCAUUUCGGGUCUGUCGGACCAGCUCAUCCCUCCUGUCAUGAUGAAACAGCUAUACGAGCUGUCGCCUGCACGGACUAAGCGCCUCGCCAUUUUCCCUGAAGGAACGCACAACGACACCUGGCAGUGCCAGGGUUACUUCGCUGCUCUUGAGCAGUUUAUGAAAGAGCUGCUUAAGGGCCAUGCGCAAGAAGAGGCGUCCCAGGGCUCAGCAAGUGUCACCAUCAUCUAGAAACUGCUUCCACUACUACUAAAGUGGAUCUGCUGUAAUAGAAUGUUCAUUUUUACACUCGUUUCCCCUAUUCCUCCACUCCAUUCGAGCACUUAAUUUUCAGUGAUUAUUAUAAUGAGGAUGUGUGUGUGGAUUGUGAUUGGAGGAGGAUGCAUUUUUAAAUAUCUUCAAAGCUUUCAGUUAAAAUAUGAAUGCAUGAAUGAUCCACUUCUGUAAUGUAAUGUCUUCUUAUUCUUCAUUUUCACACACUCAUUUGUACUGACUGUACAGGCCUUUUAUACAGAGACUUUACCAUCCAAAGUAUACCAAAUGAUCAUUCACUGGCACAUCUUGCUGUGUAAUAAAGAUACUUGCCUAAUAAUGUCAGGCAGAGUGUUAAAUA